This is a messenger RNA of Hyaloperonospora brassicae, 258 nucleotides long. The record is from the annotation of a GenBank genome assembly. NCBI's taxonomy places the organism in Eukaryota, Oomycota, Peronosporomycetes, Peronosporales, Peronosporaceae.
AUGUAUAGCGGGUUGCUGCCUUCGGCGUUGCCGGUGAGAAGCACGCCUUCGAACGAGGUGACGACGUGGGACGAAGGUGCCGUGAUCAUUGCGAGCGCCUUCUUCAGCGUCGUUGGCGAUGUCGACGACAAUGCGCAAAGGACGAUGAUGUUGAUGGCGCUGCUUCUGACGACGACAACCCCGCUGCUGACGCCGCCACUACCACCGCUACCGACGAGGUCGAUGUUCCUGUCGGGGCCACCGGGUCGGCAAAUCUAG